Daucus carota subsp. sativus is the source of this 1080-nucleotide messenger RNA. RefSeq lists its product as uncharacterized. Bases 1 to 1080 code for a protein of 359 amino acids. The transcript is spliced from 4 exons. The record is from RefSeq and is a predicted model, not a curated record. NCBI's taxonomy places the organism in Eukaryota, Viridiplantae, Streptophyta, Magnoliopsida, Apiales, Apiaceae. Gene Ontology annotation, molecular function: zinc ion binding; nucleic acid binding.
AUGGAGUUUGGAGUGUCUGGUGAACUCGGCACUUACUCGUAUCAGUGCUGUGAGUAUACGAGCACGUCUCUGGAGUUUGAUUUCGAUAUUUCAUUGUUAAAUAAUAGCCUGAAAAAUUGGGCUGUUACAGUUGGCAUCAGAGCCAGGAUGCCACCUAGAAGAGAUACCUCGAGAGGACAACAAAUAGUGAUGGACAGGGAGACUUUCUUGGACAUGGUUAGGGAAGUUGCAAAUCAACAAAGACAAAACCCGGGCGCUAAUAAUGUGCCAAAUCAAGAAGGUCAAACUAUGUUCGACCGUUUUAUGAAGCAAAGGCCUAACAGUUUCAAGGAAGCCAAACACCCUAUGGAUGCUGAGGCUUGGAUCGAUCACAUGGAGAAGAUAUUUCGUGUACUAAAUUGUUCUGAAGAGGAGAAAGCUCGCUUUGGUGUUUACCGUCUUGAAGGGGAUGCUGGCACUUGGUGGAAAUCAGUGGUGGCUUCCCAUCCGGCGGGAUAUGAGGACGCUCUCACUUGGAAUGUUCGAUUUCAGAGGUUGGCUGGCUAUGCUCGAUCUAUUGCCGGGAAUGAGCAAGAUAAAAUUAUGAAGUUUAAAUGGGCUUUGAAGGAUUCUAUUCGCAACCAUAUCAUUUCUAAUCGCUAUGCUACUAUGGAUAGUUUGGUGGACAGUGCUAGAGAUCAGGAACUUCAUCAGGUUGACUGUGCCAAACGUCUUGAGGUUCAGAAUCAGAAAAGAAAGAGAGGUGAUGACACAACCGAGGAAACACAAGAUUUUCAGAAAAACGGAGAAUCUUCAGAUGUAUUCACGCAGACUGAUCGUAGAUACAACACUCGAAAUUUUCAUCAGGGUAAAGGGAACCAAGAAAAAGGACAAAAUGGAUCAUCUAACAAGAAUCAGGAUGAAGAAAAAUCUCGUUGUAAACAUUGUGGGAAGACCCAUGGCGGAAGUACAUGUCAUUGGACUACUGGCGCUUGUUUUAGAUGCGGAAAACAAGGCCACACUAUUCGAGACUGCAAGAAAUCGUUUAAUCAGCGUGAUGAUCAAGAUGGACAGACGAAAAAGAAUGCUAUAAAUGAAUAA